This is a messenger RNA of Glossina fuscipes, 2104 nucleotides long. Its product is annotated as G-protein coupled receptor GRL101-like. The transcript is spliced from 14 exons. The record is from RefSeq and is a predicted model, not a curated record. Gene Ontology annotation, molecular function: G protein-coupled receptor activity; protein binding. Bases 13 to 2046 code for a protein of 677 amino acids. Gene Ontology annotation, biological process: G protein-coupled receptor signaling pathway. NCBI's taxonomy places the organism in Eukaryota, Metazoa, Arthropoda, Insecta, Diptera, Glossinidae. Gene Ontology annotation, cellular component: membrane.
UUUUGGCAUUUAAUGCAAGGCAAUGUCGCAUUAUUCCCGCCCUUGAUGAUGAUGAUGAUGAUUAUAACGACGAUGACAAUAAUUGUGGGUGUCACAGAUGCGUUGACAUUUAGUUCAAGUCAGGACAACACCAUUGUUAUAUUGCCCAUCGAUGUAUUGGAUGCUACAUGUCCGAUGGGUUAUUUCCAAUGCAACACAACGACACAAUGCGUUCAACAACGUCUCAAUUGUGACGGCCAAGCUGAUUGUGAUGAUGCUUCCGAUGAGUGGAAUUGUGUUAACGACAUCGAUGCCAAAUUUUGGGAUCAUUUAUUUCGUAAACAACCAUACGGACGCCACGAUGAUAUACCCAUCGGUACAUGCUUGUGGCCCAACUCGCAGAAUUUAAGUUGCCCUUGUCGUGGCUCAGAGUUAUUGUGUCGUUUUCAACAAUUGUCUGCUAUUCCUAUAAAUCUACCCGCUCGUGAUAUUACUAUGCUAGAUUUGACUGGUAACAAUUUUACAUCACUGUCAGCAUCAUUUUUGGAUAACUUACCCAUAACUGAGACAUUAGUAUUAAAAUUUUGUGGCAUUGCUCAGCUGACAGAAAAUGCGUUUAAACGUUUAUCUACGAUACCAGUUAAGACACUAUAUCUGGACGAGAACAAAAUUGAAAGUUUGCCACCGAAUUUAUUCGCGCCGGGAAAUUAUUUAAAAAUUUUAUUCUUAGCUGGCAAUUUGUUGACGGAGUUAAAAGCACGAGUUUUCUGUAGACUACAUAUGCUGCAAGGAUUGCAUUUGAAUGACAACCGACUGCGUAUAUUUGAUGUACAUGCCUUUGAUUGUUUGGAAAACCUCACCUCAUUGCUGUUGACCGAUAACGAGUUUCGUUCGCUGGAUGGCAGAGUUUUACAAAAUUUAACGAACCUAAAUUAUAUUUAUUUCUCGUGGUUUCACUUGUGUCGGGCGGCAUUGCAUGUACGAGUAUGUGAACCGCACGGUGAUGGUAUAAGCAGCACCUAUCAUUUAUUGGAUAAUCCCAUAUUGAGGGGCAGCGUAUGGGUGAUGGCGUCCGUCGCCAUUGUCGGUAAUCUGUUGGUAUUGCUGGGUCGUUAUUUAUAUAAGACACGAAGCAACGUCGAGCAUUCUCUGUAUCUGCGACACUUGGCUGCGAGUGAUUUUCUUAUGGGCAUUUAUUUGGCCAUAAUCGCUUGUGCCGAUAUCAAUUUCCGUGGCGAAUAUAUUGUGUAUGAAGAGUCCUGGCGUCACAGCGCAUUGUGUGCAUUUUCGGGAUUCUUGAGUACAUUCAGUUGCCAAUCGUCGACGUUGCUGUUGACACUGGUCACCUACGAUCGGUUAAUGUCAGUAAUGAAUCCACUACAAACUAGAGAUAGUGGCCAUAAAAGAAUGGUUGUGCGUUUACUCUUGCUAUGGAGCAUAUCAUUUGUAUUGGCAGCAGCUCCAUUGUUUCCUUUCGAUUAUUUUGGACGACAUUUUUAUGGCACCAACGGUGUAUGCUUGUCAUUGCAUAUCCAUGAUCCUUAUGCCAAGGGUUGGGAAUAUUCCGCAGUUUUGUUUAUCUGCAUCAAUACCUUUUCGUUGGUUUUUAUUUUAAUUUCUUAUGUGCGUAUGUUGCAAGCCAUACGAGAUUCUGGCAGCGGAAUGCGUAGCACUAUAAGUGGACGAGAAAGUGUCGUAGCUACCAGAUUUGCGAUUAUCAUAACCACCGACUGUGCUUGUUGGCUGCCCAUAAUUGUGGUGAAAUUGGCCGCAUUAUCAGGCUGUUCCAUAUCUCCGGCUCUAUAUGCUUGGCUGGCGGUAUUAGUUUUACCUGUGAACUCGGCUUUAAAUCCUAUACUUUAUACUCUGACUACAGCCGUUUUUAAACAACAGUUAAGACGUUAUUUACUAGCCGUACCGACGUGCUCCUUCAUAAUGGGUGAACAUCUUAAUCAUACACAAUUAGCUUGUGAAUCGGCCAUGAGCACUAGUUUGGGUCACUUCAGCAGCAAUAAGUCGAAUUCAGAGCGUAAACGAUACUCCCAGCGACGCUUAAGUUAUGUAUGAGAACGCGAGAAACCCUCAGGCGAAUGGAGGGAAACAGUUCUUUGAAGAGAAGACACGC